Empidonax traillii (willow flycatcher) is the source of this 2998-nucleotide messenger RNA. RefSeq names its product protocadherin gamma-A5-like. The annotation marks the transcript as partial. The record is from RefSeq and is a predicted model, not a curated record. Gene Ontology annotation, molecular function: calcium ion binding. Gene Ontology annotation, cellular component: plasma membrane. Gene Ontology annotation, biological process: homophilic cell-cell adhesion. The transcript has 5 exons. Lineage: Eukaryota; Metazoa; Chordata; Aves; Passeriformes; Tyrannidae.
AUGUGCUCGGCGGGGAGGUGCUGGGGCCGGUGGCAGCGAAUCCUGCUCUGGGGCGUCCUGCUGGCGGCCUGGGAGGCGGCGUGGGGGCAGCUGCGCUACUCGGUGCCCGAGGAGAUGCCCAAGGGCUCGUUCGUGGGCGAUGUGACCAAGGACCUGGGGCUGCAGAUGCCGGCGCUCGCAAAUCGUGGCGUCCGCAUCAUCGACAGAGGUAGGACGCAGUAUUUCGCUCUACAUGGAAAGACGGGACAUUUAGUGACGGCCGAGAGGAUCGACAGAGAGCAGCUGUGCCGGCUGGUGGAGCAAUGCGUGCUGCGCUGUGAGCUGAUAGUGGAGGGAGAAAUGAAAGUUUACGAAAUUGAUGUGGAAAUCACGGACAUUAAUGACAACUCCCCCACUUUCAAGGAUACUGAAGUGGAAGAGAAAAUAAGCGAGAUGAAUACCCCGGGGUCGCGUUUUUCACUUCCCAGGGCUCACGAUCCGGACUCUGGACAGAAUUCCCUGCAGAGCUACGAGCUGAGCGGCGAUGAGCACUUCUCGCUGGCCGUGCAGAAGGGCCCCGGCGGGGAUCAGCGUCCCGAGCUGGUGCUGGCGAAGGCGCUGGACCGGGAGGAGGCGGCGAUUCACGAGCUGGUGCUGAGGGCGAUCGACGGCGGCGAUCCGGCCCGAACAGGCACGGCGCGGAUCCGCGUGACGGUGGUGGACGCGAACGACAACGCGCCCGUGUUCAGCCAGGCGGAGUACACGGUGCGUGUGCCGGAGGACGUGCCCGUGGGCUCCACCCUCGUCACCGUCACGGCCACCGACGCCGACGAGGGUAUGAACGGGAACGUCAGAUACUCACUGAAGAAAGAGACGGACAUGGCAUUGGAUAUUUUCCAUCUGGAUUCUGAAACCGGAGAGAUCACGCUAAUGAGAAGCCUGGACUUUGAGGAAGGUAACGCCUACGAGAUGGAGGUGCAAGCACGGGACGGAGGACAACUUUACGAUACGGCAAAGGUCGAGAUCACUGUAACAGACAUAAACGACAAUGCACCUAAACUGACAGUGACUUCUCAGCUUAGUGAGGUCUCUGAGGACUCCCCGACGGGGACUGUUGUUGCCCUGCUACACGUACAGGACCAGGACUCGGGUGCCAACGGCGAGGUGCGCUGCUCCCUUGACGGGGAUGUCCCGUUCCUCCUGGAGCACUCGCAGGGCAGCUACUACCGCGUGGUGACAGCGAGAGAGCUGGACCGGGAGCAGCAGUCGGAGUACAACGUGACGGUGCGGGCGUCCGACGGCGGGUGGCCGGCGCUGCAGAGCAGCAGGGUGCUGGCGCUGCGGGUGCUGGACGUGAACGACAACGCGCCGGUGUUCUCGCAGGAGGCCACGCUGCACGUGGUGCUGGCCGACAGCUUGCAGGAGGCGCUGCCGGAGCUGAGCGAGCGGGCGGCGGGCGCCGAGGCGCCGGCCGAGCUGCAGUUCUACCUGGUGCUGGCGCUGGCGCUGCUGUCGGCGCUCUUCGUGCUCAGCGUGGCGCUGGCCGUGCUGGCGCGGCUGCGCCGGGCCGGGUCGCCCGCCGUGCUGCGCUGCCUGGGCGCGCAGCGCUUCUCUCUGGCCGGCGCCGCCUUCCCGCCCGACUUCUGCGAGGGCACCUUGCCCUACUCCUACAACCUGUGCGUGGCCGCGCCGGCCCGCGCCGCCGCCGAGGCCGCUUGGCCGCCCCCGCCGCUGCCCAUCCUGCCCGCCGAGGAGCUUCUGGCCGGGGAGCCCUGCGACAAGCCAAUCCUGAGCAGCAGCGCCGUCGCGGGAGAGCCGCCCACCGACUCCGAUGCACCGCAGUGCCGGGAGGAGGCUGCGGGCGCCGCUGUUGACCGAGAGGAGCGAGAGGAAGGUCGGAGCGCUGCAGCCCCGCCCGCUGCGGACCGGCUCGAUCGUUGGAUCGCUGGAUUCCUGGGUCUGAAAGGGGUCGGUUUCCGAUCGUCCCGUGGUGCGGAUCUGUGCUACAGUGAGGCGGAGGGGCUGGUGGUGGAGGCCGAAAGCGGCAAGUCGGAACGGGAGCAGGAGCCGGGUCAUUUAUCGGCGGCGCGAUUCCUGCUCUGGGGCGUCCUGCUGGCGGCCUGGGAGGCGGCGUGGGGGCAGCUGCGCUACUCGGUGCCCGAGGAGAUGCCCAAGGGCUCGUUCGUGGGGGACGUGGCCAAAGACCUGGGGCUGCAGCACUUGGAGCUCGGCGACCGCGGUGUCCGUAUCCUGGACAAAGGCAGGACGCAGUAUUUCGCUCUGCAUGGGAAGACGGGACAUUUAGUGACGGCCGAGAGGAUCGACAGAGAGCAGCUGUGCCGGCUGGUGGAGCAAUGCGUGCUGCGCUGUGAGCUGAUGGUAGAGGAAAAGAUGCAGGUUUACGAAAUCGAGGUAGUAAUCACGGACAUUAACGACAACGCACCCAGCUUCCGAGAAGAAGAAACACAGCUGAGAAUAAGCGAGACGACAACCCCUGGAUCGAGAUUUCCGCUUCCCAGGGCUCACGAUCCGGACUCUGGACAGAAUUCCCUGCAGAGCUACGAGCUGAGCGGCGACGAGCACUUCUCGCUGGCCGUGCAGACGGGCCCCGGCGGGGAUCAGCGUCCCGAGCUGGUGCUGGCGAAGGCGCUGGACCGGGAGGAGGCGGCGUUCCACGAGCUGGUGCUGAGGGCGAUGGACGGCGGCGAUCCGGCCCGGACGGGCACGGCGCGGAUCCGCGGCGCCGCCUUGCGCGGCGUGCCUGCCACGCACUUCGUGGGCAUCGACGGCGUCCGCGCCUUCCUGCACUCCUACUCGCACGACGUGUCUCUCACGGCCGACUCGCGCAAGAGCCACCUGCGCUUCUCGGCCGCCAGCUGCUGCGACACCCUCCCGGCCCGCCCGCCGCCCGACGAGCCCGCCCCGCUCCUCGGAGAGGAGGAACCUGCCGGCGACCGGCCCGCCGACCCCGCCCCGGUGAGUUCCUCUGGCCAGUUUGUCUCUGCGAAGAGACCGUGUA